UUUGAUACCCUCUCCCCAGAGUGUGUGAGUUGCAACAAGUUAUUUUGAGGGUCUGUCCUGUCACAGCUGUUGUCCCAGUCACUUGUGUCCGAUAGGACCCUCUUCACUCCUCUCAUUCCUUCCUUCUUUCUCUCUCUUCCCUUCCUGCUGUUCCGGCCAAACUCGAGUGAUGGAGGCCAAGGUACAGGCAGUCCAGCCCGGUCCAACAGAGACCCUGGCCCUGGUGGUUUCCCCCAAGACCCAGGUCCAGCCAGAUCCUCAGAACCCUUCCUCAGACCCCAUGGAGGAGUUCAGUAGGCAGCUUGAGGACAUCAUCAACACCUACGGUUCUGCUGACAGCCUGAUGGACAAACAGAUUGUCAUGGUGGAGUCCGAGGAAGACAAGAUGGAGGAGGACCUUGACAAUGUCACCAAGGAGACAGGCGCCAACAAGGAUCCGAAGGCCGAGAAGAAGUUGUUGAAGGGACUGGGGAAGGAGGCCUCGCUUCUCAUGCAGAGCCUCAACAAGCUCCGGAAGCCGGAGGAGAAACUGGAGGCUGUUCUCAAGCAGUACGCUGAGCUGGUGGAAGAGCAUCGGGCAGAGCAGAGGCAGCAACGCGUGCUCCAGCAGAAGAACACCCACAUGCUGAAGGAAAGAGAACAUCUCCAAUCCGAGCACAGCCGAGCCAUCCUGGCCCGCAGCAAACUGGAGGGGCUCUGCCGAGAGCUCCAGAGACACAACAAGACUCUGAAGGAGGAGACUCUGCAGCGCUGUCGGGACGACGAGGAGAAAAGAAGGGAGAUCACCACUCACUUCCAGAGCACGCUCACCGACAUCCAGGCCCAGAUCGAGCAGCACAGCGGCCGCAACACCAAGCUCUGCCAGGAGAACGCCAACCUGGCCGACAAGCUCAAGAGCAUCCUCAACCAGUACGAGCAGAGAGAGGAGAGUCUGGAAAAGAUCUUCAAGCACCGUGACCUGCAGCAGAAGCUGUCUGAUGCCAAGUUGGAGCAGGCCAAGGCUCAGCUGCAGGAGGCAGAGGAGAAACACAGGAGGGAGAAGGAAUACUUGCUUAGGGAGGCAAUUGACAAAACAAAGAAAUGCUACACAAUGAAGGAGCAGGAGUUGCAGAUGAAGAAAAAGCUGGUGCUGUAUUCCCAGAAGUUUGAUGAGUUCCAGACCACACUGUCCAAGAGCAACGAUGUGUAUGCCAGCUUCAAGCAGGAGAUGGAGAAGUGUCUGAGGAUCGACAAAUUGGAGAAGCUGUGCCGUGCGUUGCAGGAUGAGAGACAGUGCCUGUACACGAAGAUCAAAGACAUACGCCACACCUCCGCUGAGGAAGCUACACCCACCCAGACUGACCCAGAGGUCCCUGGGGCGCCACAAGUGCUGAUCCCAGACCUGGAGCUACCAGAGGAUGAUGUACUGACAGAGAUGUCCAGGCUGUCCGCAGAGCAGGCCAGGCUGCAGGCCUUCGCUGCCUCGCUGUUGGCGCCCUCUACUGCAGGGGAGGAUGAUGACGACUCAGACAGCGAGGAAGAGGGGGAGUUGGUCACAGAACCUGCCCAGACCGGGGCCCAUGUCCCGGUUCCAGCCCUGCCCCAUCCGGUCUCUGAGCCCAAACAAGAACCAGUUGAGGAAGAAGAGGUCCAUAAGUGUUCAGAACCAGCUCCAGCCCCAGAAGUCCAGGUCGUUCCUUCUGAAUCCUCCAUAUCAGCACCCGUUCAAGCUGACAAGGUCCAGGAGUCUCCAGAACCACAAGUGGUCCCAGAUGUACAAGUCGUUCCUGCUGAAUCCUCCGUACCAGCAUCAGUUCAGACAGAGGAGGUACCACUGUCUCCAGAAUCAGUGCCAGAACCAGAACCUGCACAGGUAGCUGUCACACUAUCCUCAGCACCGCUUCCAGAGAAGGAAGAUGCCAGGAAGGGAAAUGAACCCAUCCACUCUCCAGCAGAACCAGUUGAGCAGGCCUCGGUAGCAGCUAAGGUACCAGUAGAAGAGGUGAAGGAGAUCCAGAAACCGAAUCCAGCACCAGAACCAGAACCAGUACCUGGAGCAGCUACCUCAAAAAGCGACACAGCCAAGCCCGCCCCCUCCAGGGCACAGCCAACCAGAGGAGGCCCCUCUAAGACACCAAAGAAGAAGAACUCUAAGAAGGCUAGCUGAGAAGUGAGGGUUUUGAGUGUGUAAGUGAGCAUUAGUCAAGUCUAGUAAGUACCUUCUGUGGCGGUUAGGAUGUGCUGUAUGAACAGCUUUGUUUGUCUAGACUGGUGCACCUGCAGAGUUGUCACCUUGAAGUGAGGUAUAUCAGAUGGCGAAAGACACAGAAAUGUACUAUACUUUUCAGAUACUGUACAAAGACCUUCCAGACUGUUGCCGGUGAAUGGAAACAGCCACAGAAUGUUGCGUUUUGAAUCCACAAUGAUGUAACUGGAAUAAAGGUCUUUGUAUAGACA
Osmerus eperlanus (European smelt) is the source of this 2436-nucleotide messenger RNA. RefSeq names its product taxilin beta a (gene txlnba). NCBI's taxonomy places the organism in Eukaryota, Metazoa, Chordata, Actinopteri, Osmeriformes, Osmeridae. The record is from RefSeq and is a predicted model, not a curated record. Gene Ontology annotation, molecular function: syntaxin binding.